GCAUUCGCGGAUAAUUUCAUAGAGGUCAUUCUCAUGGAAGGGUUUGUUCACCCAGAAGCUGACAUCCUUGAUACAUGGCGGGUAUUUUGAGUAUGGAACGAACUUGCUGAUCUUCCCUGACUCAAAUUGUGAGAGAAAGCGUGCGUCUGUUGACCAAAACAGUCUGAUAUCCGGUAUACCGAAGAGGACCAUUGCUAUUCUCUCUAAACCAAGUCCGAAAGCCCAGCCGCUUUUAUGUCCCAUGCCAGCACGUUCGAGUGUGCGCUGUUGCAUGACACCACAUCCGAGAAGCUCCAACCACUUGCCUUCCCAGAGUACUUCAAGUUCAUAAGAAGGACCAGUCCAAGGGAAGUAGGCUUCGAUCCAUCUCACUUUGAGUGGUUCGGCGUCGACAUUCUGAGCAUGCUUGAAUAAAUUGUAUACGAGUAAGUUGAGUGUCAUUUUUAAGUGCUUUACGAUCAAACCAGAAACUUCUGGUCUCUGUGAUAGUUGAUAUGGGUUGUUUGGAUUGUUAUUGACGGUAACAUCCUCUGUUAUGACGUUGGUAUGUGCCAGUGCUUUCUCUAAAAGAUGCAAUUCCUCUUCGAUUGCCUUUUCGACGUUCUUAGUAGUAUCAUCCCAAACACAAGCACCCUCCAUUUGAUGAAAAACAGGAUAGUGAGAGCUGUCAAUCUCGUCUCUCCUGUAUACAUCUGCCGUGAGGAUCCAUUUGUCUGUACCUUUUUUGAAGACAUCGCACUCGUGUGCAGAAGUGUGAGUACGCAACAUAGUAGUUUUGUUGAGAUAGUAGGAAUCUGAUAAACUUCUCCCUGGGUGGUCUUCUGGGAAUUCCAACUCGUCGAAAUUCUUGUAAGUAGAAACAAUCGGCGAAGGUGCGGUCAAAUGUUGGUAAUUAUUGAGUUGCUGAUGCAAUUGUCGCUCUGUGAGAGCGAGAAUAGACGACGGUGCGUUUGUGAACUCAUCCCGACUGUAAGAUUGGCCGUUUAUGAGGGUAGAUUGAUAGCGGAGGGAUAGAUUUACAGAUAAUUUACUCGAUUUUGAUAUUCUAGCAAUCUGUGAUCUCAGUAUCAUCAUGGUCGUACGCUAAAAAGCUUCUCUCACAUAAACAAUCAUCUGGGGACUGAAAUGUCGACUGGAUCAUCACCGCUAUCUGAACCACCAGUAAGAUCGUCUACACCAGGCCAAGAAUCUGAAGCCUCGAGUUUGUUGAGCGCAUCAGAGGAUGAAAUGGACGUAGAUACAGCAAAAACUACUAAGAAGAGACCUCGAGUCGUAGGAUCGAGUGAUAACGAAGAAGAAGAAGAUGAGAGAGGUACUUCAAAAUCUACUGGAAAUACCAACAUCCCACUUCAACCGAAAGUAAGGACGACGGAGACUUCGCAAGCUAAAAACAGUAAAGUCAAAGUAUCGACAUCUACGAAAUUUGCGUCGAAGGAGCCUCAAAGGGCGGAAGAACAGCCUAAGAAAGAGGUAGAUCAGGCGAAGAAGCUGCCAGAUAUAGUACAAGAGCGGAAAGAAAGACAGGCACAAGUCGACAGACAACAGAAAGAGAAGGAACGACAGCAAAGGAAGGAGAAAGAGAAAGCUGAUUCAUCUGCACGCGCGAAGGCUGAUCGCGCAGAGCGUAAUGAAAUCUCUAAGGGUAGCACCGGGAAGACUUCCCAAGAUACCCAAGAACACAGCGUUAGCGAGGCAGGUACACCAACUUCUAAGCAGAAAUCAGAUGCUCCCAUGAUGAAAACAGACUCAUCAAAUGCAGAUGGUCAGCAAAAGUCGUCACCAGCUGUACCACCGGCGUCCUUAAAUACUAAGAAGGACAUGCCAAGUUUCAAGAAGAUGAAACCGUCACCCUCCACAUCCGGUGCAACCACACCCAGAAAGCCACAGCCAAAGGGUCCAAUGGAUAUCGGUGCCUUGUUUAACAUGACUGAGAAAGCUACGGAUGUCAAAGGUACCCUUGCGGCUAGGAAAGAAAAAGACGAGAAAGCUAAAGCUGAAGAGAAGGAAAUAAGGAAGAAGAAGGAGGAAUACUUAAAAAGCCUCGAUAUUACGCUUGAAGAUAGCUCGAUACAUAGCUUCAUGGAUGAUAGGGAUACGAUGACAGAUUGGGAGAAAAGCCUCAACCAUAAGUCAAUCCCAUAUCCAUUUCCAAACAACCUUGGUAUGUACUCCAUCGACUGGAUCAAGCACGGUCCUGCCGAUUUUAGCGUGGAUGCAAUCAAAAGGUUCAAUAAAGAAAGUCCAAUAUAAUACCACCGCAUUAGUCAUUAUGUACACUAUCUUGUAUACAUC
Wallemia mellicola CBS 633.66 is the source of this 2292-nucleotide messenger RNA. RefSeq lists its product as hypothetical. The record is from RefSeq and is a predicted model, not a curated record. The transcript has 3 exons. Bases 1126 to 2250 code for a protein of 374 amino acids. Lineage: Eukaryota; Fungi; Basidiomycota; Wallemiomycetes; Wallemiales; Wallemiaceae.